AACAGCCAUCCCUAGCAAUCCACUGAGGGCACACUGACACACGGGAAGGAGAGGGUGUGUUUGUGUGAGUAAGAAAGAGUGAGAGACCAAAUCCAAGAGGCAACAGGAGACAGAAAGAGCAGGACAAAGAGCGAGAGACAGAGCCAACAGUCUGAGUGAUUUUGACGGGCAGUUAAGGGCCUACAGUGAAGAAAUUACAAGGGCCGAGUCAGUGAGCAAUGGAUCUUGACUGACGGGACAACAAACUAGUCCACCUGUUCUCCCUGCUGUUAGAAGACUGAUCUCUGGACAUGAAUUUUAAAGGACGUUACUUCACUUUGAACGCUUGAUACACUGGACAACAAGGUGACUGAAGAGAGCAAGCAAUGGAAGGCAAGAUUUGAGUAAGACCAGGAUCAAAUUGUUAGUCUCUAAAACUAUAAAACAUUUUUAAAAAACGAUAAAGGACUGAUACCAGUGUUUUUUUUACAGAAACUUUACUCUAUAUGGAUAGUUGUGCAGCCAAGUAGAGACAUUGCUUUAACAACAAACAUGAAAAUGAAAAGAAAAUGAAUCUUAUUUAAAGCUCCAACUAUCCUUUACAAUGAAAUGCUGCUGUACAAAUGUCUACCUAACAGUGUCUAAAUGUAACUUGGAUGCACAUCCCUGUAAUUACAAAGCAAAUUACAGACAUUUGUAAUUAAGGACCAUCUAUAAAAGGCAACCAAAGAAAGGGUGAGGUCUGUGACGAUAAAAAAAGAAAAAAGAAAAAAAGAGUGGGCCGCAAGGAUACCAGGACAGAGAACAGGACGUCAAGAGUCUCACCAAGAAAAACAGCUGCUUCUGGGGGAUAAAACACACCAUGGAUGCUCAUGGAGGACACUACCUCAACAAAGAAGCUGUGCUGUCACCUUUAGGUGCAGCCCGAAUGUGCCAGCUGCUGCUUGGUUGCACCAUAAUGGCCCUUGUGUCCCACAGUGCUGGCUACAGCGCCACCUAUGGAACCUUCUGCAUGUUUGUGUGGUGCUUCAGCUUUGCUGUCACACUGGUAGUGUUCACCUUGGAUAUUACGCGGCUCCACACGUGCAUGCCAAUAUCCUGGGAUAACUUCACUGUGGCCUUCGCCAUGCUGGCAACACUCAUGUACAUUACCGCCUCUGUGGUCUACCCUGUUUACUUCCUCCAAACAGAGUGCCCUGAUGAAGGCUGUGAAGUCCAAAUUUACCGCAUUGCUGUCACUGUCUGCUCCAGCAUCUGCUGCUUCCCCUACGGUGCUGAGGUGUUCCUAACUCGAGCCAAACCAGGAGCUGUGGUGGGCUACAUGGCCACUGUGUCCGGCCUACUCAAGGUGGUCCAGGGUUUUUCGGCUUGCAUUAUUUUCGGGGCCCUGGCCAAUGACAGUGAGUACACCAACUACAUUGCCACCCAGUACUGUGUGGUGGUGUACAGCCUGUGCUUCUCUGUGACUGUGAUAGUGGUCGUACUGACAGUUUCUGGGAGGACCUCUGCCCUGCGGUUCCCCUUUGAUCGGUUUGUGGUCGUCUACACCUUCUUCGCUGUGAUCCUCUAUCUCAGUACUGCACUGAUCUGGCCCAUCUUCAGCUUUGACCAAAAGUACGGCACCACUACUCGCCCUGAGGACUGCCCACGUGGAGCAUGUCCCUGGGACAGUAAGCUGGUGGUGACAGUGUUCACCAUUGUCAACCUGAUCCUAUAUUUUGUUGAUCUUGUUUACUCCCAGAGAAUUCGCUUUGUGUCCAGCUCUGCCGUCUAAAAAAAUACUACUCAGAGACAAAUACAGAAAGUUUGAGGCCACUUCCACCACAGUCUCUUCAGUCAGAUCUCAUUCCCUUGGAUCCACAGACUCAUGGUGUUGUACACAUGUGAGAAUUUUUUAUUAUCAGUAAUCAUCUAGAAUUGAGCCUGUAGGCAAUAAAACUGACAGCAUCACCCCAAGCUACAAACUUAAAAGCCUUUCUCCAGUUCUGAUGACCUACCAGGGAGAGCCUGCCAGGUGCGCAGAUGAGCUGAUCUCAGCAACUAUGUCCACAGAGGACCCUGGGAAGCACCAAAUACAUCCCUCUGCUUCAAAUGUCAUGCAGGACAGACCUAUGGGAGUAAAAGAUAAUGUUUUGAAACAUCAACAACAGUGUUAUGUCUGUCAGACUUACAGAGGCUGAACAAUUUAUUUAUGUAUUAAUGUAUGUCUUAUGUAUUGAAAGGUGAUUGAUUUUGGCUUUCGAGCCAUUUUGCUGUGUUUUCCCCAAUUUUUAUACAUAUAAUGCUAAAAGUUCAAGAUUAUUAGGCUUAGUCACUAAGGUUAAACGUUUCUGAAACAUGAAUUUUUGUAAGAAAAUUCAGUAAAAACAGUAUUAAAGUAUUACAUUGAUAAUUUAGGAUAAGCACAAUCAGAGUAGUGUAAUAUUUCUUCUUUUGCUAUGUUUCUGACAUGUUCCAUGUUUAAUAAAAUAUCAAAGAGUAUGUCUUGCUGGUCUUUUUGAAUUCUGCAUCAUUUACAGGUAUAAAACAGGUCUUAAAUGAUAUGUGAACCUUUUAUUCUCAACUUUCAGAAGACAAAGG
This is a messenger RNA of Micropterus salmoides (largemouth bass), 2559 nucleotides long. Its product is annotated as myeloid-associated differentiation marker-like protein 2. The coding region runs from base 842 to 1753 and encodes 303 amino acids. Gene Ontology annotation, cellular component: membrane. The record is from RefSeq and is a predicted model, not a curated record. The transcript has a single exon. Lineage: Eukaryota; Metazoa; Chordata; Actinopteri; Centrarchiformes; Centrarchidae.